CAACGAUCAGCUAUAAGAACGCAACCCCCUUGAACCAUGGCCAAUGGCGGGUCCGGGAGCUGGAGAAUGGGCCAAAGGCGAUGUGGAUUGGAAUGCGCAUGAACCGCUCAACAUCGGAGCUGGGAAUUUGUUUAAGACUUUCCCGGGGCGCCGCUGCAUUCUGGUUGCGCAUGAAGGGCGAUUGGUCUACGAACACUAUGCCCCUGGUGCAGGGCCUUGGGAACAGAUUGAGUUGGACAGUGCAGCCAAGACGGUGAGCGCGUUGCUCAUCGGAGUGUUGGUCACGCAAGGCAGAUUGGAGCUUGACAGACCUUUGGCACACUACAACGUGAAACCUGCGGCCUAUUGGGGUGAACAUCAGGAGUACUGGCCCUUGAUUACCGCCCGACAUCUACUCACUCACACCUCGGGCUUGGGGAAAGUACCGCCAGGAACCCAAUUUGAGUACAACAGCGGGGAGCACAUCCAGCACUUGAGUCUUUUGAUCGGAGCCCUGACCCGAUCAACUCAUGCCACGCCUGUGGACUGGGCAGAGGAGAGUUUUGCCAAACCCAUGGGACUGCCAGGACUCUUCCUUCAUGAUGGCUUGGACGGAGAAAUCUCGAUUGGUGGUGGUCAACUCAUGAGCUGCCCGCAACUUGCAAGGAUCGGUCAGCUCUUGGUCAACCGAGGGAAGUGGCCAGUGUCUGCUGCGCCUUCAUGGCCUUUGGAUUUGCUCCCUUGGGCCACCAACAGGACCUCCCUUUUUCAACUUGUGAGUGAAGACUACAUCACAGAAAUGACGCGUCCAUCUUUCCCAGAGGUGGUCUCCACCUAUGGCUUUCUCCUUUGGCUGAACCAUGCGACUGGUUCCGACGACUCAAGCUGCUGCAUGUGCACCUGUGGUGCGUGCUUCGGAGUUCCCAGCCCACCCAUCUUUGGCAUCAACGAGGAGGCAUGGUUUGCCACUGGGUUCUUGACUCGGUACUUGAUCGUGCUUCCUCAACGAAAUGCCUUUGUGGUUUCGCUAGGGAUGGAUUUGACGGGCUCCACUCCCUGUGCUGUGACCUGGUCCUGGUUUUCGUUGACGUAUGAUGACUCAUUUGGGGCUCUCUUGCACUAUUUAGUGAUCCAAGCAGCUUUGCCCAUUCCUGAUUCCACCACCACUCAGACUGUCACAUCUUCAACGACCACUCGCACAUUGACGACAUACACCACCACUUCCCAAACUACCGAAACUGCCGUGAAAGACACCACAGAAGCUCUGACCACAACGACCACAACGACUACAACGACCACAAUGACCACAACGGCUGCGGACACUGCGGAGGGCUGGUCACCAUUGAGUUGGCUGUGGCCAACCACUACGACCACCGACGGCUGGUGGCCCUUCGAGUUGAUGCAGACGAGUGGUGAGUUUUCCAACGAGAGCUCCGGGGAAAAGGACAAGCUCACUGCAGCCUCUGCAAGCUCUGCAACCUCAGACUCCACCACCAGCACCACAACCUUUGACCUGUCUACGGUGAUUUACAAUCACGGCACAAAGUCCAACUUGACGCAGCGGAAAAAACGCAAGGAGAAGAAGAAACGCAAGGAGGCUGAAGAUGAGGAUGAUCAGGCGGAACCUUCUCGAUACAUUGGUGGAUCCUGCACUUGCAGUUGCCCAAUAGAUCAAGAUUUUGGUCGCUGCUAUCCUUUGCCUGACAUGGUCUUUGAACGCUGGCAUUAUGGCCAAGAGGCCUGUGACGUUUUGGGGUCAAAGUACCUCAGCACUGAACAAAGUUGUCCAAACGUGGGCAUUGUUCAACCCUGCGAGAGCAACUCCUGGGCCAUAGGUGGCAGCACUCACAAUGUAUGCGGCAGAAACUUCUGGCAUCAGGACAUUGGUGUGAAUUGCACACAGCUCACUUUCUGUGAGAGGAGUGAGGGACAUCCUAUUUGGGUCGACACUCGGAAGCUCGCCACGUGCUCGUGCAAUGUGCUGUGGUGGAAAUGUACCUAUGAUUCCGAGCCUUGCGAUGCGAAUGACACUUACUACACGCUAGGCCCCUCUGAGCUUGCUAAAGAUCUGCUGCGAGACUGGUCACCGCCUCUUCAGAAACACACCUCAAACGCCUCCGGCAUCUUCUCCCGCGUGGCUCUGGUCGUGCUUUUGGCGCUGGCAAUCCGUGCUGUGGUGCGGCAAUCAUGGGCCACACGCAAUGCCACACGCAAUGCCACGGACUACGAACAAAUGACAGAGGAUUCAGCAACCUGAAAGAGACAGCGUCUUGCACCGUCUUGCGCCGCAGCAUCUUCCAAGAUCGGUCUGUGGCCUUUUUGCCUCAGAAACAUUUUGAGUUUCUGUCCAAUGCCAAUUGCGAAUAUCGCUGUUGGCAGACUUGGUCCCAAUUGCU
Molecule: messenger RNA, 2375 nt
Organism: Cladocopium goreaui
Lineage: Eukaryota; Dinophyceae; Suessiales; Symbiodiniaceae
Source: the annotation of a GenBank genome assembly